Molecule: messenger RNA, 2070 nt
Organism: Lolium rigidum
Lineage: Eukaryota; Viridiplantae; Streptophyta; Magnoliopsida; Poales; Poaceae
Product: probable inactive leucine-rich repeat receptor-like protein kinase At3g03770
Exons: 7
Coding region: 16-1974 (652 amino acids)
Biological process (GO): protein phosphorylation
Cellular component (GO): membrane
Molecular function (GO): protein kinase activity; protein binding; ATP binding
Source: RefSeq, a predicted model, not a curated record
CUGGAGAUCGUCAACAUGAGCGGCAACUACCUCUACGGCCCCAUCCCGAGGGGCCUCUCGCGGCUCCGGAGCCUGCAGACCCUCAUCCUCGACGACAACAUGAUCGGCGGCGAGGUGCCCGGCUGGAUCGGCACCGCGCUGCCGUCGCUGGCCGUGCUCAGCCUGCGGAACAACUCGCUGGGCGGCACCGUUCCGGGGUCCCUCGGGAGCGCGCCGUCGUUGCGCUCGCUCGUGCUCGCCUCCAACAACAUCUCCGGGAACCUCCCCGACAUGCGCGGCCUGGCGAACCUCCAGGUGCUCGACGUCGGCGGCAACGCGCUCGGCCCGGCGUUCCCGCGUCUCGGGAGGAAAGUGGCGUCGGUGGUGCUUAGCCAGAACAGGUUCGGCGGCGGCCUCCCCGCCGCAGAGCUCAGCUCCUUCUACCUGCUCGAGCGGCUCGACGUGUCGCGGAACAGCUUCGUUGGCCCGUUCCCGCCGGCGCUGCUGUCCCUGCCCAACCUCCGGUACCUGAGCAUCGCCGGGAACAGGUUCACGGGGACUCUGUCUGACAAGGUGCCCUGCGGCGACAACCUCCAGCUCGUCGACCUGUCGUCGAACCUCUUGUCAGGGAGCGCGCCGGGCUGCUUGAGGCCGGACGGGAAGACGGGGACGGUGGUGCUCUCGUCGGAGAACUGUUUGGACAAGGGCGACGGCUCACAGCACCCGUCGCCGUUCUGUCAGAACCAAGCGUUGGCCGUGGGGAUAGUAGCUCCUCACAAGGAGAGGAAGAAAAUUGGCCGGCAGGCAGGCUUCAUCGCCGGCAUUGUAAUGGCGGUUCUCGUUGCUGUCUCGCUCGUCGGCGCCAUGGCCUUCUUCGCAAUCAGGAAGAUGACCAUGGAAGGCGCAAAGACGAGGCCAUCGGUACCAUUGGUGGACGAACGAUCUUCUUCUAGUGCCUACCCUUCCAAGUUGUUCGCAGAUGCACGUUACAUAUCACAGACAGUGAAGCUAGGAGCAUUGGGGGUCCCACCAUAUAGAUCAUUCUCUUUGGUCGAGCUCGAGGCAGCAACGAACAAUUUCGCAAACUCAUGCCUGCUAGGGCAAGAUUCUUAUGGAGAGAUGUAUCUGGGGAAGCUAGGCAAUGGUGUCCCUGUGACAAUCAGGAGCCUCAAGGUUAAGAGAAACCAGAGUUCUCAAAGCUUCAACCGCCACAUCGAAACGAUAUCUAGGCUCAGGCAUCGGCACUUGGUCAGCGCUCUAGGACACUGCUUCGAGUAUGAUCUUGACGAUUCCACCGUAACCCAAUUGUACCUUGUGUUCGAGUACGUGAAUAACGGGAACUUGAGAAGCAGGAUUUCGCAAGGAACUGAAGGGCGAAAGCUUAGCUGGGGGCAGAGGAUAUCGGCUGCCAUCGGUGUCGCGAAGGGCAUUCAGUUCUUGCAUGGAGGGAUUAUACCUGGUCUGUUCGGGAAUAAUCUCAGGAUCAACAACAUUCUUCUAGACCAGAAUCACGUCGCGAAAAUCGGCAGCUACAAUAUCCCAAUCCUAGGAGAGGCCACGAAAUCUGAGCAGGGAGGUGCCGGAAGCAAGCACCAAACUGAUAGCACAAAGCUGGGCGACAAGGUCGAUUUAUUUGAUUUUGGGGUGAUCCUGCUUGAGCUUGUAUCUGGGAAGCCAAUCACAUCCAUAUAUGAGGUGGAGAUAAUGAAAGAACUGCUGCUAUGGGCAAUGGCCGAAGAGGACCGAGCCAGGAGGAGGAGCUUUGUAGACCCAGCAGUGAACAAGGCCUGUUCAGAGGAAUCACUGAGAACCGUCAUGGAGAUCUGCCUAAGGUGCCUUGCCAAGGAGGCGGUACACCGGCCGUCAGUGGAGGACGUGCUCUGGAACCUCCAGUUCGCCACCCAGGUGCAGGAUGAUUGGGAGGGGGAGAUCCGGAGCGGCGAUGGGUCUCCGGUGUCGUCCCGGGCUACCAGGUCGUCCAGAUUUAGCAGGUAGAUAAACGAGUUGUUUCUCCCAUCCAAAUCAUCCAUCGUCUGAUGCUGAAAGAUGGAGCGGCCAGUUAUGAGUUAUCCUCCAGGAUGUGCAGAAAAA